This is a messenger RNA of Tilletiaria anomala UBC 951, 381 nucleotides long. RefSeq lists its product as uncharacterized. The transcript is spliced from 2 exons. Gene Ontology annotation, molecular function: RNA polymerase II cis-regulatory region sequence-specific DNA binding; DNA-binding transcription factor activity, RNA polymerase II-specific. Gene Ontology annotation, biological process: regulation of transcription by RNA polymerase II. Lineage: Eukaryota; Fungi; Basidiomycota; Exobasidiomycetes; Georgefischeriales; Tilletiariaceae. Gene Ontology annotation, cellular component: nucleus. Bases 1 to 381 code for a protein of 126 amino acids. The record is from RefSeq and is a predicted model, not a curated record.
AUGAGUCGCUCGGCUUCGCUGAAAGGAAAGGACGCCAAGACUGGCAAGCUGCCGGGACAUGUUGCUCCAAAGUAUGAGUGCCAGUGGUGCGGAAAGCGCUUCACAAGGCCUUCAAGUCUCAAGAUUCACCUUCAUGUGCACACGGGCGAAAAACCUUUCGUCUGCGAAGUACCCGGCUGCGGCCGUUCGUUCAGCGUUCAAUCCAAUCUGCGCCGCCAUCAAAAGGGUCACCAGAUAUCUGGUCUCGGGCGAUCCGAGGAGCCGGGUGACGGUGGGGACUCUCCUGCGUCCAUGCAAGGCGAGUUGGAUUCAGAGAUGAUGGAAAUCGACGAAAAACACACACCGACUCCAACGCCGACGUCAGCCUCUGCGCAUCGCUAA